AUGGAUAACAGCCAUGCAGGGUUGCCAGAUGACACCUCGGUGAUGGCAGAAAUGGACGACGGUAUUGCGAGCUCUAUAGGUCGUGCACGGCCACGGCGUCAUGAUGAUGACGACGAGGGCUCUGAUAUCCUGGAAGAUGACGACCUGGAGAGCACGGUCGGCGGAAUGGUUUCUGGACACCAGAGGGGCCAUGGAAAUAGGGACGAAGAGAAGGAGCUUCCCGCUCAUGCGUGCGCGUACUGUGGUAUUCAUAACCCCAGCAGUGUGGUGAAGUGCCUGUCUUGCAACAAGUGGUUUUGCAGUGCCCGAGGCAAUACUUCUUCUUCGCACAUCGUCAAUCACCUUGUUCGCGCUCGGCACAAGGAAGUGCAAUUACACCCAGCUUCCUCGCUUGGAGACACCAUCCUCGAAUGUUACAAUUGCGGUACAAAGAACGUUUUCCUGCUCGGUUUCAUUCCCGCCAAGUCUGAUACCGUCGUGGUUCUUCUCUGCCGACAGCCAUGUGCAGCAAUGCCGUCUUCGAAGGAUAUGAACUGGGAUACCUCUCGCUGGCAGCCACUUAUCGAAGAUCGCUCUUUUCUUCCCUGGCUUGUGGCCGCGCCCUCCGAUCAAGAGCAGCUCCGCGCCCGCCAUCUUAGCCCGCAGUUGAUCGCAAAACUGGAGGAGAUGUGGAAGGAGAACUCGCAGGCGACUCUGGAGGAUUUGGAGAAAGCCACAGCCGUGGAUGAUGAACCAGCACCUGUGCUGUUGCGUUAUGACGAUGCUUACCAAUAUCAGAACAUCUUCGGACCCUUGGUCAAAAUUGAGGCCGACUAUGACCGGAAGCUGAAAGAGUCUCAGUCGCAGGAUGGACUGAUCGUUCGAUGGGAUCUCGGUCUGAACAACAAGCAUCUUGCCAGCUUCGUUCUUCCCAAGCUGGAGCUUGGAGAUGUUAAGUUGGCCGUUGGUGAUGAAAUGCGUCUGAAGUACACCGGUGAACUGCGUUCCAAGUGGGAAGGCGUCGGAUAUGUCAUGAAGAUCCCGAACAACCAGUCUGAUGAAGUCACGAUUGAGCUGCGCUCCAAGGGUGAUCACAAGUCGGUGCCUACUGAAUGCACUCACAACUUCACUGCAGACUAUGUCUGGAAGUCUACGUCGUUUGACCGUAUGCAGCUCGCCAUGAAAACCUUUGCCGUUGACGAGAUGAGUGUAUCAGGUUACAUCUUCCACCGUCUUCUUGGCCACGAAGUUGCCGCAGCCCCCAUGAAGACCCAAAUUCCCAAGAAAUUCAGUGUUCCUGGACUGCCCGACCUGAACGGUAGCCAAAUCAAUGCCGUGAAAAGUGUAUUGCAACGGCCAUUGAGUCUAAUCCAGGGUCCUCCAGGAACUGGUAAGACGGUCACUUCGGCUACGAUUAUCUAUCACCUGGCGAAGAUAAACGGAGGCCAGGUCCUGGUCUGUGCUCCCUCCAACGUUGCCGUUGAUCAGCUCUGUGAGCGUAUUCACCGCACGGGCCUGAAGACUGUUCGUGUGACUGCCAAGUCUCGUGAAGACGUCGAGUCGCCCGUCGGCUUCCUCUCUCUACACGAGCAAGUGCGCAUGAACGAUAGCAAUAUCGAACUGGUGAAGCUCAACCAACUGAAGUCGGAGCUUGGUGAAUUAUCUAGCCAGGAUGAGAAGCGCUUGAAGCAACUGACUCGGGCCGCUGAACGCGAAGUCUUGACCAAUGCCGAUGUGAUUUGCUGCACUUGCGUCGGUGCGGGUGAUCCUCGCUUGGCCAAGUUUAAGUUCCGUACUGUCUUGAUCGACGAGUCUACCCAAUCUGCAGAGCCGGAGUGCAUGAUACCCCUGGUCCUUGGCUGUAAGCAGGUCGUUCUAGUCGGUGAUCACCAGCAGCUUGGACCCGUCAUUAUGAACAAGAAGGCCGCCAAGGCCGGUUUGAACCAGUCUCUCUUCGAGCGUCUUGUCAUUCUUGGCUGUUCGCCUAUUCGCCUGAACGUGCAGUAUCGCAUGCAUCCGUGCCUCUCAGGGUUCCCAUCCAACAUGUUCUAUGAAGGAUCGCUCCAGAACGGUAUCACCAUUCAAGACCGUCUUCGCCGCGAUGUUGACUUCCCUUGGCCCAUGAUGGAUGACCCGAUGAUGUUCUGGUCGAACUUGGGUAACGAAGAAAUUUCGGCCUCCGGAACCUCUUAUCUUAAUCGCACUGAGGCUACCAAUGUCGAGAAGAUUGUUACGCGCUUCUUCAAGGCGGGUGUGCAGCCGAAGGGCAUUGGUAUCAUCACCCCAUAUGAGGGACAGCGAAGCUACAUCGUCAGCUCCAUGCAGACCACUGGUACAUUCAAGAAGGAGCACUACAAGGAGAUCGAGGUGGCAUCCGUCGAUGCGUUCCAGGGUCGAGAGAAGGAUUACAUCAUCCUCUCCUGUGUUCGUUCCAAUGAUCACCAGGGUAUUGGUUUCUUGAGCGACCCACGCCGGCUCAACGUCGCCCUUACUCGAGCUCGAUUCGGCCUCGUCAUCCUCGGUAACCCCAAAGUGCUUUCCAAGCAUCCCCUUUGGAACUGCCUGCUGCAGCACUUCAAGGAACGCCACUGUCUCGUAGAGGGACCGUUGUCAAACCUGCAGGAGUCUCUGAUCCAGUUCAGCCGCCCCAAGCAGGCUUACCGUGGUCCUCAGCGCUUCCAAAUGUCCUUCAAUCAAGGCCCCGCUGCUGCUGGUGCUGCUGCUGGCACUAUGAAUGGUCGUAAUGGUCAGCGCAACGAGUACCAGGACACUGGAUCAGUGGUUGGGUACAUUCCAGAUGAUGUCUCCUCAGUGCACUCCUCUGCCGUCGGAGGAGUUGGACUCCCGUCCGGCUAUCCCCCGAUGUUCCAGAACUUUGCAGACCAAUGGCCGUCCCUUUCGGGCGGUCGCCGCGCCAACGGUGGUCGGGCGAAGGGUACUCCGAGUAUUGCUGGAGAGUCCGUCGCCGCUACCGAGUCCGAUGUCACUGGAAGCAUCAUCGAUGGACGGAGUGCUGAUCAAGGUGGUGUCAGCCUUGCUGGUUUGAGCAUCAACGAUAUGAGCAAGCAGCCGAGUCUUAGCCAGUCCGACCGCCUGAAACGCUACGUGGAAUCCGGUGGCCGUGAGCCCUACCGUGGUGGAGUUCCGGACAACGGCAGCAUCUUUGGCGGUAGUUCCGCCAGCAUUCGUGUUACUCGCGGCGUUCCUGGACACAACAACGUCCAUGACGACGACGAUGCCCGCAGUGUUUCGACCGCCUUCGCUAGCCAGGUCGGCGGUAACUACGACUGA
Penicillium canariense is the source of this 3270-nucleotide messenger RNA. Its product is annotated as putative regulator of nonsense transcripts. Gene Ontology annotation, molecular function: zinc ion binding; RNA helicase activity; ATP hydrolysis activity. Gene Ontology annotation, cellular component: cytoplasm. NCBI's taxonomy places the organism in Eukaryota, Fungi, Ascomycota, Eurotiomycetes, Eurotiales, Aspergillaceae. Gene Ontology annotation, biological process: nuclear-transcribed mRNA catabolic process, nonsense-mediated decay. The transcript has 2 exons. Bases 1 to 3270 code for a protein of 1089 amino acids. The record is from RefSeq and is a predicted model, not a curated record.